Molecule: messenger RNA, 1023 nt
Organism: Stylophora pistillata
Lineage: Eukaryota; Metazoa; Cnidaria; Anthozoa; Scleractinia; Pocilloporidae
Product: laminin subunit gamma-1-like
Source: RefSeq, a predicted model, not a curated record
AUGUUUGCAGCUGUCUCGGGCCAAGUUUCAUGUAGUACUGGACCUUGGUAUCCUUCUCCCUUGGACAUUUCGAAGUAUUUUAAUGUUACAACGAACUCAACUUGCGGUGACCCGCCAGAGCCAUACUGCGUUAACUUGGGUUGCAGUAAAAUUUGCGAUGCGAACGAUCCAAAUCUUGAACAUCCUGCCAGUUUUGUAAACGACGAUUUUAGAGACAAUACAUUCUGGAAGUCAAAAAAUUUAAAGUUUCCUGUUCUCCCACAACUAGGGGUUAAAGGAACUUUCAUGCUUUAUCAGUCUGUGGCGACUUUUUUUCACGAGUUACCGGCUGCAAUGUACCUUUUGAAGUCAAAUGACUCUGGAAGAACAUGGAAUCCUCUAACAUACUUUGCAACGAACUGUACAAAGUAUUUUAAUCUACCAGAAACGCUAGAAAAGGAUAGAGCGGGUUUGAAAGUGCAAUGUUUCAAAAUAGACACUGCUACAAAUCUCAAUAAGCAGCUCUCUUAUACUCCAAUGAAGGAUGCAUCUGUUGCAAAAAACCUUCUCACUGAUACAGAGAAACAGUCCUUCUUUCUUAUGACUGAUAUAAGAAUGGCUCUAGUGAAGUUUAUAAUUCCUGGUGACGUUGACCCAGAAUCGUUACCAAAUAGUCUCAAGAGAAGCUACUUUUUCACUGUGUCAGAUUGGGUUGUAUUAGCAUCCUGCUUCUGCAAUGGCCAGACAUCCCAGUGUGAUUCAGGUAACUUUUCCAACUGCAUAUGUGAAAGGAAUACUGAUGGUCCAAACUGUGAAAAGUGUUUACCACUCUAUAAUAACAAAUCUUACCAAAUACGAGAAGCCUGUGAAGGUGAGCAUGUGAAUGUAACAGUCAUGCUGACAGCUGCUCAUACAAUGAAACCAAAGGAUAUGGAGUUUGUAAUGAUUGCAAACACAAAACAACAGGGGAUAAGAGUGAGCUCUGCAUGGAGACCUUCUACAGAAACUCAGCUGUUUCACAGAAUGCCUCCAAUACUUGUUUGA